Messenger RNA from Plenodomus lingam JN3, 102 nucleotides. The record is from RefSeq and is a predicted model, not a curated record. NCBI's taxonomy places the organism in Eukaryota, Fungi, Ascomycota, Dothideomycetes, Pleosporales, Leptosphaeriaceae.
AUGUCCGAGACAAAACAAACGACCAGUCGGAGCAACUGUCGCGCCUUAUACCAAUCUCUGUAUCUUGAAGAGUCUGCAAAGAUGGAAUUGUAUUUCCAGUAA